Molecule: messenger RNA, 4821 nt
Organism: Brienomyrus brachyistius
Lineage: Eukaryota; Metazoa; Chordata; Actinopteri; Osteoglossiformes; Mormyridae
Gene: cntrob
Product: centrobin, centrosomal BRCA2 interacting protein
Exons: 21
Coding region: 746-4432 (1228 amino acids)
Biological process (GO): regulation of cilium assembly; centrosome separation; centriole replication
Cellular component (GO): centriole; centrosome
Source: RefSeq, a predicted model, not a curated record
UCUUUGUUGUUCACAUCAUAAGGUUUAUGGUAGUCAUACCUCAUUUAUGUUUCGUUCCAUUUGAACUCGUAACUCGGAAAGUCCGAAUUCCUAUUCGGAAAUAUCAAUUGGAAAGCCCCAUGAAGUGAACUCGGAGGAAUCAACACAAUCCCAACCUCAGAAUUCAAGAUGGUUGCGCCCUUUAUCAACAGAAGUUAAAGUUGUAGUUCUAUACUGUUUAUUAGCACUUACAUAUUUUUGUGGCUCAAUAAAUCGUUCGUACACACGGUACCGUCCAAUUUAUCUGUGGACGCUUUACUACGGAGUUUUACGCGAAAAACACCGCGUAAUGUGUCGUUAUCAACUGAUAUUGCUAACAAUUAACCAGGCUAGAACUGGGUUUCAUCCUUAGUGGAUUAUUUGUUCGAUUUAAGGUAGUCCGGGCUAAAUGUAAGUGAACGAAAAUAAAGCCCAUUUAAAGUCAGGUAUCUUAACAAUACAAGGGUCCCGUUGCAAAAAGCAAGUUUCCCAGCUGUAUUGGAACGCGUUUCGUGUGUGACGUCAUUCCGAGUUCUGCCCUCCUGCAGUCCCUUUUUGAUGACGAAAGCGCGUCGUUGAGAUGCGCGGUUGCUAUGCCGCGUUUGAAAUGGACUGAACCCUUCCUGCACAUAACCGAUAUUUCGCUUGGGGAUUUAGCCUCAGUGGUGGGUUACCAAUCAGAUUUUGACGACUUAUUCCUCCGGGGUAGUACUUGUUACCGGCGACUAUGUCAGCGGUGAAGAACGAAGACCUGCUGAGUGACGUAGAGCCUCUGAUCGCAUCCCCGAGCGCGUCGCCUCCUCCCUCCUUCCUGCCCCCAUCCCUGGCAGAGGCCUGCACUCCGUCCUCCUCUCGUUCGUUGCCAGAGAAAUGGCAGCCGUCCCUGGCUCAUUCCUGGCCCACGUCACCCCUCUCCACACUAUCCCCCUCCAGCCAGGUCACCGCCCGACUCUAUGCCUCACUGAAGAGCAGCGAGAAGCUGGGCGUGGCCGGUCUGGCUGGUCGCCUUAUCACUGACCCCACAGAGAGACCCAGACAGGUCACUUUCAGCCUCUCAUCGCCCAGUCUGACCAGUGACAUUUCUGCUGCGUGGAUGAAGGCUACCCCUGCACACUUUCUGGGACAGCUGGAGGAGCCAGAGGGGGCUGAAUCCAGCACGCCAGCCUCCCUCUCCCCCAACAUUGGUGACCCUGCUGAGGGGGCCGCAAGAGCAAUAGAUGAAGACUUGGAACUGGGGGAACUGGCAGAGAAGAUGAGUCAUAGUCUACAGACCAGUGUGGACAGCAGCUCUGCCUCAGCCCUGAAUGGUAGGGAGCACAUCCAGGACAUGGAGAGUGUACGGGGUCACCUGCAGUCCAUGCUGAGGGCGGGACAGGAGACCUCAGAGCAAGAGAGGGCCACCAGCUACGUGUCUGGGUUCCCUCAGCUCGACACACGGGCGAAGGACGACGAAUCCUUCGAUAGCGACGCCACCUCGCACCUACUCAGCAGUGCUCCGGCGCUGGCGUCACCCACCUUGUCCUUCAGUGGCCUGGAUGACCUCUUCCCCCGGUACUCCCGCCUGCGGUCCGACGAGGGCCCGCCGAUGUCCGCGGAGGGGCAGGUCCUGCAGGAUUGUCUGGACAGGGAGCGCACACGCCGGAAGCACUGCGAGAGGCAGAUCCGCGCCUUACAAAACAAGGCCCUUCAGUCCCAGCAGCAGCUGGCUCUGGCCGCCUCCGCGGACAGGAAGAAGAAUGUCAUGAUUGAGCAGCUAGACAAGACUCUGGCUAAAGUGGUGGCGGGCUGGAGGAGACACGAACAGGAGCAGAGUGCGAGAAUUGGGAGGCUGCAUGAGGAGAAGGAGGCGGUACAGAAGACCCAGGCCAAGCAGCAGGAGGCAUCUCUGCGUUUGGAGCAGUCCCUCUCCCAGGCUGUCGAGACGUUGGACAGGGAGCAGAAGCACGGAGAGGAGCUGAGGAGCACCAACCAGCUGUUGGAGCGGCAGCUGGCCAACGUCCGUGCACGGCUGGAGGAGCAGGGCCGGAGGAGGAAACGCGAGCUGGAGGAGACACGCAGGGAGGUCCAGGAAGCGCAUGGCACUUUGUCCCAGCACAGGGAGGCCUGGGCCAGUAGGGAGAGGGAGCUGGAGGAGCGGCUGGCAUUGCAGGCUGCCGAGCUGGACAGGGAGAAGGCUGGCCGCGAGCAUGAGACCCUGCAGCUGAAGGAGGCUCAGCAGGAGCUGCGGGCGGUGCAAGCCAGACUGCAACAGCUGGACGGGGAGCUGGAGGAGGCGUGCAGGGAGAGGGACGCGGCACGGAUGGACAGGGCACUGGAGCAGGCUCGCUCCGAGGCUCAGCGCUCCCACCUGGAGGUGGAGCUAAAGCUCUCGCUGGAGCAGCAGGUGACGGAGCGGCUGGUAGCCCUACAGAAGGAGAACGAGGAGAGCACGGCCUCGCUGAGGGAGCAGCACAGGAAGCAGCUGCUGGACCUCGGCGCCCAUCAGGAGAGGGAGCUGUCCAAACAGAUGGCCGAGUUCAGGGCGGAGCUGCAGGGGCGUGACGAUCGACACCGGCGGCUUGUUGAAGAUUAUGAGAGGAGGCUGGCCCUAAAGCAGGAGGAGGUGCAGAGUUUGGAAAGUAGCAAGAGGAAGCUGGAGGCUCAGAGGGCGGAGCUGGUGUCUCGCCUGCAGGAACUGUUGCGCUCCCAUUGGACAGAAGCACUCAGGCUGCUGGCCAAUCAGAACCAGGUGGAGGGCCCCCCCUCACCCCCUCCAAGCAACAGGGUGGAGCUGCCGGUGAUGUCAGACCGGGAGCUGGAUCAGGCGGGCUCAUUGUUACAGCGUGUGCCAGGUGUGGGGCAGUGUCGAGCCCUGUGUGACGUCUCACUGAUUUAUCCUGUCCCUGCCCCCCCCCAAGACCAAGACCCCCCACAGCCCCUAGAGUUCAUGAUGUCAAAGGAGAUACCUCACACAAGACUGGAGUCACCCCCCCACAAAGCUCGUGGCUCUCGUGCCCCCCAGUCGGACCUGAGCAGCCUGUUUAACCACAGCAGCUCCUUCUGCCCCCUGGAGCCCCAGCUGGAUGACACAGCGAUCACAGCUGGAGGCUGUGACCUGGAGGAACUUUGCGAGAAACCCCUGGCCAAAGAGAAGCAUGCAGCUCCAGGGCUGGAGCGAGGACUUCCGUGGAAGGGCAGAGAGAACAGGAGGCCUCUGGGGGUCCAUGACAUGGAGAGCGGCAGAGAGGAGUGCUCUGGGGACAGCGUGAUGAGGGAUGCCCGCUUGUGCUCUGGAGUGACGAGGGAUGCCCGCUUGUCCUUUGUCCAGGGGCAGGCUGCUUACCAUGGAGACGGAGGCAGACUGAGUCAGUCAGGGUACUGUGCAGAGGGGGGUGUCUCUCUGGGAGUCAGCACAGAGAGGGACAGACAUUUGGGGGGGAGCGGACACAGUGCCCCUAGUGGCAGGGAGGUUGCUUCGCAGAAGGAUACCAGGCUGGACCUGAGCAUGGGUAGUGUGCUGGCACAGGGUGGACACCACGCCGGACUGGAGCACUACAGGUCAGGUCUCCAGGGUUACAGCUCAUGGGGGCCAAAGCUGGGAGAGAGUGGAGGACCCAGGUCCAAUUGGGGGGCCCUGGAAAGUUCCCAGUACAACACUGCACUGGGAAGUGGUUUAGAGCGUGUAGUGAUUCCCGAUCAUUGUGGCACCAGCCAGUACCUGGAAAGGAGUACAGAGAACCAGCCAGGGAUCCCAGCACAGACAGGCAGGCCGGGGGAGCAGGAUGAGUACAGACAGGCCCAGCUGCAGUACUACAUCAGCAAGCUGCUGGAUCGCUGCCCUGGCGAGCCUCUGGAUCUGCCCGUCUCGGGCAGCGAGCAUCACUCUGUGGCAUCUGGUUCCGGUCCAGUUGAGACGGGUCUGCAGGCGCCCUGGGAAGGUGAGGGCGACCCACAGCUCCCGGCGCCCCCUGUGGUCACCCUCAGCAGACCUCUGUCUUUGGCCGUCACCAAAACCAAGCUGGGAGCCCCUCCCCCGUACCAGCAGGCGGCCGGCAGGCCGGAGUCCGGCCCCCUCCCUCAGGGUGACUCGGACCCCACUAAAGGCUCCCUGGCUCAGGUCACACGGCUCCUGUCAGAGUGCCAGGCCCAGCCGGACUCGGCCAUGCCCUCUCUGGAGAAGCUCCUCGCCCAGCUCCUCUCCGCUCAGGCCGACAGGACCUUUGGCUCCGAAGGCAGGGAGAGCAGCGCUUCCAUGCAGCACCUGCAGCAGGCCCUGAGCCAGACUGACCACAAGGAGGGCAGCACGUCGGCUAUGCGGAGGAGAAGCCAGUCCCAACGGCCCACGGAAGGAGGCAGGAGCCAGGGCUCCAGGGGCAGGAGAGGUGGCCCCCAAGCCCACAGGGCAUCUGUCACCCGGGGCAGUGCGUGGAGGUGAAGGGGGACAAGGUGACCCCGCCCGUUGUAGGCGGGCAGGUCUCAGCCUUUUCCGUUUGCUCACGUGCCACAGCUUCCAGAUGGUUCUGUGUACUGGUGGAACUGGUGCAUUCUUGGGAGCUGCUGAUGGUGGAUGACCCCCCCCCUUUCAGGGGGGAUGAUAGAGGCCCUUCAGGGGCAGAGGGAACAAUGAUGGAUUCAAAGUCGACUUUAUCACAGCGCAGCCCGGACUGAAGGACAGUCGAAUCGAAAUGAAAUCAGCAGCCUGCUCUUUUAACCAAAGUUUUAAAACAAACUUUAUGUUACAUGCUAUAUGUCUGAUUUUUUUUGUACAUGUUUCUGGAAGAUCACAUUGUGCCAUGCAGUCAUUAAAGGUCUAGUUUUCCUACA